GUGGAGAAGAAGAAGAGCGGUUUUAGAGGGAAAAAGGAGCUGAUCUGCUGAAGAAUGAUCUCCUGCUACAAGUCUUCUGCUCUAAACAACAACUUUCCAACUAGUUUUCAAAUUACCCUUCAAAAACACAGCAUGAAACUGCUGAAAUAAGGAAAGACUGGAUGUGAGAAUACGGUGUCUGGAAGUUCCAGUACUCCGAAAACAUGAACACACCUUGCAGACCAACACAAAAAAUUGCAGGCAAAAAAACUCACUACUGCUCAGAGUGUGGAAAGAGUUUUACUAAACAGUGUCAUCUGCGAACACACCAGCGCAUUCACACAGGAGAGAAACCAUAUCACUGCUCAGAGUGUGGAAAGAGUUUUACUAAACAGAGUAGUCUCAAAACACACCAGCGCAUUCACACAGGAGAGAAACCGUAUCACUGCUCAGUAUGUGGACUGAGCUUUAAUCAACACAGUAGUCUCAAAACACACCAGCGCAUUCACACAGGAGAGAAACCGUAUCACUGCUCAGAAUGUGGACUGAGCUUUAAUCAACACGGUAACCUCAAAACACACCAGCGCAUUCACACAGGAGAGAAACUGUAUCACUGCUCAGACUGUGGGAAGAGUUUUAGUCAACAGAGUCAUCUCCAAACACACCAGCGCAUUCACACAGGAGAGAAACCGUAUUACUGCUCAGACUGUGGCAAGAGUUUUAGUUCACAGAGUAGUCUCCAACAACACCAGCGCUUUCACACAGGAGAGAAACCGUAUCAUUGCUCAGACUGUGGGAAGAGUUUUAGUCAACAGAGUCAUCUCCGAAUACACCAGCGCAUUCACACAGGAGAGAAACCGUAUCACUGCUUAGAUUGUGGGAAGAGUUUUACUUCACAGAGUACUCUCCAACAACACCAGCACAUUCACACUGGACAGAAACCUUAUCACUGCUCAGACUGUGGAAAGAGUUUUACUUCACUGACUAACCUCCAAACACACCAGCGCAUUCACACGGGAGAGAAACCGUAUUACUGCUUUGAGUGUGGAAAGAGUUUUAUUCAACAGAGUAAUCUCCGAACACACCAGGUCACUCACACAGGAGAGAAACCGUAUCACUGCUCAGAGUGUGGACUGAGCUAUACUCAACAGAGUAGUCUCCGAAUACACCAGCGCAUUCACACAGGAGAGAAACCGUAUCACUGCUCAGAGUGUGGACAGAGUUUUACAGAAAGUGGUAACCUCAAAAAACACCAGCGCAUUCACACAGGAGAGAAACCGUAUCACUGCUCAGAGUGUGGACAGAGUUUUAGAGAAAGUGGUUCCCUCAAAAAUCACCAGUGCAUUCACUCCUGAGAAAACAACAUCACUGCUCAGAGUUUGGGAAGAGCUUCAGUCCUUUAAUUUUAAGGCACACGCAUGAUUUCAAUGGAUUUCAAAAAAAAUAUUUGGGCUUCUGUCCUGAGUUAGAAAUGAAAUCUUACUUUAUCAGGUAAGAGCCUUCACUGAUUUCAAUGCAUAGCUUUUUCCCCCCUUUUUUUUUGUCCAAGCAGUUAAAUGGAAGAAUAUAUAUAUAUAUAUAUUUUUUUUUCCAGCUUACUACAAGUUUCAUCUUCUGAGAACCAGAAGAGCUAAUAUUUCAUUUCCUUGAACAGCUCUGCUUUGCUGAGUGAGAUGAAAAGGGCCAUUACUGAAGCUUACAUCUGAGAUGUGCAGUGGUGAAUUAAGUGACCCUUAUUAGUCCCACAACGGGGAAAUUUCACCUCCACGUUUAACCCAUCUGUGCAGUGAAACACCACAUACACACUAGUGAAUGUACACACACUAGGGGCAGAGAGCACAUUUGCCCAGAACUGUGGGCAAACCUAUCCACAGCGCCCGGGAACAGUUGGGAGUUAGGUGCCUUGCUCAAAGUAUGUGACUUCAGUCACAUACUUUCAGCCGAGGGGACCAAACCGGCGACCUUCUGUUCACAGGGCUGGUUCCCUAACCUCCAGCCCAUGACUGCCCAAUCUAGCCCACGGCUGCCCUUAGUUAUACAGUUAGGCUGUUCUCACUAAAUAACAAUCACUGAGUAAAGAAGACAACACAAGUUAUUCAGCAUUUUUCACUGUUGAGGCUAAAUGUUUUGGUAUGGUCAGACUUCAACAAGAUGUUACAGUGUAUAUGUGGGACUUUUUGCCCAUUCAUCCUGAAGAGCAUAUGUGCAGGAAGACACUGAUGUUGGAGGAGAGGGCAUGGCUCGCAAUCUCCAUUCUAGUUCAUCCCAGAGGUGUUUGAUGGGGUAGAGGUCAGGGCUUUGUGUGUGCCAGUCAAAUUCUUCCACACCAACUUGUACUUGGUGAUUUAAGGCUUGUAUGCAGCUAUUUGGACAAUAAAACCCAGUCCUAGUGACCAGUUUUUGUUCUGAUGUUAAUGCCAGAGGAGGUUCGGAACUGUGCAGUUAUCGAGUUAACAGAGUGUUGGUAACUUUUAGGCAUUAUGUGCCUCAAUGCUUGCCAUCACACUCUGUAACUUUACAUGGUGACACUUUGCGUUGCUAUGGUUCCUAAAUGCUUCCACUUUUCAAUAAUACAGCUCAUAGUUGAUUGCCAAAUAUCAGCAUGGCAUUGCGUAUCAAGUUGGCAUUUGUAGUGGAUGAUGCCAUUAUCUACCUGCUGGACAGAACAUACUUUCAUCUGGACACAUCAGGCAGCACUGUGAGUACCAUGUUCUUCCAGCGCAUUCAUGACCGUACAGCCUGUGCUGUUAGGGGAGAAGGUACAACUGAUGGAGGUGGAUGAAUCUAUCAUCGCAUGGAUAAUGGACUGUCUUACUGGAUGAUCUCUGUGCAUGUGACUGCAGGGCUGUGUCUCAGACAAGGCUGUCUGCAGUGUUGGGGCACCACAGAGGACUGAAUUAGCCCCAUUCUUGUUCAACCAGGACACCACUGAUUUCAGGUACAACACAGAGUCAUGACCUCUGCAAAAAAUCUCGGAUGACAUGUCAAUAGUGGGGUGCGUGAGGAGUGGACAGAAGGAGGAAUACAGGAAGCUGGAGAAGGACUUUUAUGACUGGUAUAAGCUGGACUUCCAAGCCUGACUUGUCACCAGUCACCAAUGAUGGAGUUGAUGUGGAGGUGGUGGGAACCUACAGAUAUCUGGGUGUGCACUUGGACAACAAGCUGGACUGGAGCUGUAACACUCUUGCAGUGUACAAGACCGGCCAAAGCUGUCUAUGUUUCCUGAGGAGGCUGAGGUCUUUUGGUGUGUGCAUGAAGCUCCUAUGGACAUUCUACUAGUCUGUUGUCAGCAAGUACUUUAUUCUAGGCUGUUGUGUCCUGGGGCAGCAGCAGAAAGUGCUCUGAACAAAAUAAACAAACUUAUUAGGACGGCUGGCUCUGUUGUGGGAGUCAAGCUGGACUCUUUGGAGGUUGUGGCAGAACAAAGGACUCUCAACAAGCUGUUAGCCAUCUUGGACAAGACCUCACACCCCCUGCAUGCUACACAGGAAAAACAGAGAAACACUUAAUGGCCUGUUACCUCAGUCAGCAUUAUGAAAGAGUCUUGUUUAACCCAUACCUCUCAACCAGGAGCCAGUUUGUGAAAAGUUAGAUGAUAAUAAAAGUGAAACUUUUAUCAGUUGUAUCACAUUCUAUUUUAACAAAUUCUGUUUUAUGUCUUGUUUUUCUGUCUAUCUCUGGUCUGUAUGGAUUUCCCAGUUUUUGGACCUUUUGGACUACUGGCUCACAGAUUUUUAUUUGUUAAUUGAACUACCAGUUGCAAUAGUUUUAGCCAACCACCCCAAGCCCUGAACUGUAUCCACAGUGAGUUUCCACCCUCCCAAGUUGUUGUUGGCAGAUUUGCUGGGUUGUCUAAUCUAACUGCUUUUCUGCAUUCAUUAUGGGUUUGUAAUUUCUGUAGUGUUUGGAAUGGUUGAAUUCUAAUGUUUAACUAUGUUGUGGUGAUUGUGAUGUUAUGCCAAUUGGAUUUGUCAAUAAAACUAUGUUGUUUAGCCCUGGAUUAUGUUUGCUCAUCUGUAUUUUUUUAUUUAAAUUGUCUUCUUUGGUUAAAGUUUUCUUUCUUUGAAGUGGGUCGUGUAUUUAGUAAAUGAACCAAAAAGCUUACAUGCCCAAUUGUAGGUUUUGUUUUUAAU
Messenger RNA from Colossoma macropomum (tambaqui), 4112 nucleotides. RefSeq names its product zinc finger protein 239-like. The record is from RefSeq and is a predicted model, not a curated record. Lineage: Eukaryota; Metazoa; Chordata; Actinopteri; Characiformes; Serrasalmidae. The transcript has 2 exons. Bases 204 to 1334 code for a protein of 376 amino acids.